GCCAUGGCCGGCCCCUGGGAGGGGGCAGGAGUGGGACCUCCCUCUGGAGUGCUGCCAGCCUGCCUGCCGCUCCUGUUCUUCAAAAAGAGGAGUUUUGUGACAACUUUAUUGAGCUAUAAGUCACGUACCAUACAAUUCACCCAUUUGAAGUGAACAGUUCAGUGGUUUUUUUGCAUAGUGAUAGGUUUGUAGACCAUCGUGACAAUUUUAGAAGCUUUUCUUCACUUUAUAAUCCCCACAUCCUUUAUCUGUCAUCUCGCCAUCCUCCCAUCCCCCUGGCAACCACUGAUCUGCGUUCUGUGUCUGUUCCUUUUCCUGGCGGGACGUUUCAUGCAGAUGCAGUCAUACACUGUAGUCUCACAAGGGGUCUCUUUCACUGGGCAUAACGUGCUCGAGGCUCACCUGGGUCAUAGCACGUAUCGGUACUUCAUUUGUUUUUGUGGCCGAAUAACGUUCCGUUGUACGGACAGGCCACAGUUUGAUUAUUUGGUCAUUACUUGAGAGGCAUUUGGGUUGUUUCCCCCUCUUGGUGCCCCUCCUGUUCUUUGUGAUAGAUGUUGCCUCUGGUGGCCCACAGGCCUGUCCAGCCUGCAGCUGUGGGGUGCAGUUUGGCCUGCAUGGCGGUGCUUUAAAACCAUUUGAGCUAACAUGUAAAAACUACAUACCUUUUUUAUUAGCUUUGUUGGGGGAGGAAGCAGGCAGAUGGGCUCAUCUAUCUCCUUUUACUCCUAAACCACUAGAAGUCCAAGGCCUUAUAAGAGGGCUGGGCCCCUUGGGAGCAGGGCUUGGGCAGGGAUCUCCCACAGCUGAAGAUGGAUCUGGGCCUGGUCAGAUGUGGACUGAGGGGACACCUUUCUGAAGGGGCAGCUGGCCCAGAGGCCGGGCAGCAGGCAGCCGGCUGUUGCUGCCGCCCCUGUACACACCCUCCGCCUCCUGCGUGCAGCUGCGGUCCAGGGCCCAGGAUGGAGCACCUGCCAUCCAGCAGUGCCAGGCCGCAGGUGCAGUCUCGCCUCUCGCCCCUGCUUCCUCUCAGCUCAGGCAGGGGGCUCCAGUUUACAGCCUCGCAGGUGCCCUUUAAUGAGGAUGGGGACUUGGUUGCCUUUUCCAGUGAUGAGGAGCUGACAAUGGCCAUGUCCUACGUGAAGGAUGACAUCUUCCGAAUCUACAUUAAAGAGAAGAAGGAGUGCCGGCGGGACCACCGCCCCCUGUAUGCUCAGGAGGCACCCCGCAACAUGGUGCACCCCAAUGUAAUCUGCGAUGGGUGCAACGGGCCUGUGGUGGGAACCCGCUACAAGUGCGGCGUCUGCCCAGACUACGACCUGUGUGCUGUGUGCGAGGGGAAGGGCCUGCACAGGGGGCACACCAAGUUCGCGCUCCCCAGUCCCUCCGGGCACCCCUCCGAGGGCUUCUCUCACAGCCGCUGGCUCCGGAAGCUGAAACACGGGCACUUCGGGUGGCCAGGCUGGGAGAUGGGCCCACCAGGGAACUGGAGCCCGCGUCCUCCUCGGGCAGGGGAUGCCCGCCCCAGCCCCCCCGCGGAGGCAGCUUCUGGUCCAUCUGAGGAUCCCAGCGUGAGUUUCCUGAAGAAUGUGGGGGAGAGCGUGGCGGCCGCCCUCGGCCCCCUGGGCAUUGAAGUGGACAUUGACGUGGAACACGGAGGGAAAAGAAGCCGCCUGAUGCCCACCUCUCCAGAGACUUCCGGCGCCGGAGAGAAGAGCAGCUCUCAGCCAAGCAGCUGCUCUCCCGGCCCCAGCCAGCCGGAGGGGGGCGCCCAGAUCACCGAGCAGGCUCUGGCAGAGCAGAUGAAACAGAUCGAGCUGGAGUCUGUGGGGCAGCCCGAGGAACAGAUGGAGUCUGACAACUGUUCUGGAGGAGACGAUGACUGGACCCAUUUGUCUUCAAAAGAAGUGGACCCGUCGACAGGCGAACUCCAGUCUCUGCAGAUGCCGGACUCGCAAGGGCCAAGCUCUCUGGACCCUUCUCGGGAGGGACCCACGGGGCUGAAGGAAGCUGCCCUGUACCCACAUCUUCCACCAGAGGCUGACCCGAGGCUGAUCGAGUCCCUGUCCCAGAUGCUGUCCAUGGGCUUCUCCGACGAAGGCGGCUGGCUCACCAGGCUGCUCCAGACCAAGAGUUACGACAUCGGAGCUGCUCUGGACGCCAUCCAGUACUCGAAGCACCCACCGCCCUUGUGACCGCUUGCGUCCACCUCUGCGUCCUCCUGUUUGGUCCCAUAGUUGUGUUGCGCUAGUGUAUGACGCAGGCCUC
Propithecus coquereli (Coquerel's sifaka) is the source of this 2268-nucleotide messenger RNA. RefSeq names its product sequestosome 1 (gene SQSTM1). NCBI's taxonomy places the organism in Eukaryota, Metazoa, Chordata, Mammalia, Primates, Indriidae. The record is from RefSeq and is a predicted model, not a curated record. Gene Ontology annotation, biological process: aggrephagy; endosome organization; mitophagy. Gene Ontology annotation, molecular function: K63-linked polyubiquitin modification-dependent protein binding; zinc ion binding; protein kinase C binding. The coding region runs from base 813 to 2195 and encodes 460 amino acids. The transcript has 8 exons. Gene Ontology annotation, cellular component: amphisome; aggresome.